Gavia stellata (red-throated loon) is the source of this 10450-nucleotide messenger RNA. RefSeq names its product fatty acid synthase (gene FASN). Gene Ontology annotation, biological process: fatty acid biosynthetic process. The coding region runs from base 40 to 7584 and encodes 2514 amino acids. Gene Ontology annotation, molecular function: oxidoreductase activity; phosphopantetheine binding; 3-oxoacyl-[acyl-carrier-protein] synthase activity. Lineage: Eukaryota; Metazoa; Chordata; Aves; Gaviiformes; Gaviidae. The transcript is spliced from 43 exons. The record is from RefSeq and is a predicted model, not a curated record. Gene Ontology annotation, cellular component: cytoplasm.
GCCUUCCGCACCUGUGCAGCAACAGGGAGAAGCUAAGAGAUGGAGGACGUGGUGAUUGCAGGCAUAGCAGGAAAGCUGCCAGAAUCUGAGAACUUGCAAGAGUUUUGGGACAACCUGCUUAAUGGAGUUGAUAUGGUCACAGAGGAUGAUCGAAGGUGGAAACCAGGAAUUUAUGGACUGCCGAAGAGAAAUGGAAAGCUCAAGGACAUAAGCAAAUUUGAUGCAUCCUUUUUUGGGGUUCACCCCAAACAAGCUCAUACAAUGGAUCCUCAACUUCGCUUGCUGUUGGAAGUUUCUUAUGAAGCUAUUUUGGAUGGAGGUAUUAAUCCGGCCACCCUCCGUGGCACAGACACAGGUGUAUGGAUUGGUGCCAGUGGGUCAGAAGCUGCUGAAGCCUUUAGCCGAGAUCCAGAAGAACUUUUGGGAUACAGUAUGACUGGCUGCCAGCGUGCUAUGCUUGCCAACAGGCUUUCCUACUUUUAUAACUUAACAGGACCAAGCAUGACUAUUGACACGGCCUGCUCCUCUAGUCUCAUUGCUCUGGAAAAUGCUUAUAAGGCGAUUCGUCAUGGACAGUGCAGUGCAGCCCUAGUAGGAGGGGUCAACCUUUUGCUGAAACCCAACACUUCUGUGCAGUUCAUGAAACUGGGUUUACUUAGUCCUGAUGGUGCCUGCAAGGUUUUUGAUGCUUCAGGAAAUGGAUAUUGUCGCUCUGAAGCUGUUGUUGUCGUUCUUUUGAUGAAGAGAUCUAUGGCUAAGCGGAUCUAUGCCACAAUAGUCAAUGCUGGAAGUAACACUGAUGGCUUUAAGGAGCAAGGUGUGACAUUCCCAUCUGGAGAGAUGCAGCAGCAACUGGUCAGCUUUUUGUGCAGAGAAUGCGGUAUCAAACCUCAGGAAGUGGAAUAUAUUGAAGCUCAUGGGACAGGCACCAAGGUUGGAGAUCCACAGGAAGUAAAUGGCAUUGUACAAGUCCUCUGUCAAUGUGAGAGAGAGCCACUGUUGAUUGGAUCAUCCAAGUCAAACAUGGGUCAUCCAGAGCCUGCCUCUGGGCUUGCUGCAUUAGCCAAGGUCAUUCUCUCUCUGGAACAUGGGCUGUGGGCUCCAAACCUUCAUUUCAGUACCCCAAACCCAGAUAUUCCUGGCUUACAAGAUGGCUCUUUGGAGGUAGUUUGUAAACCAACGCCGGUGAAAGGUGGCCUUGUCAGUAUCAACUCUUUUGGCUUUGGAGGUGCUAAUGCUCAUGUCAUUCUGAGGCCAAAUAAGAACAAACGCCAGCCUUUGGAGACUUGUAACACACCAAGACUAGUUCAGAUUUGUGGCAGAACCCAGGAAGCUGUGGAAAUACUAAUUGAAGAGAGCAGAAAACAUGGAGGAUGCAGCCCAUUUGUAAGCCUGCUCAAUGAUAUCGCUGCAGUUCCUGUAUCCUCCAUGCCUUACAGGGGCUACACACUAGUUGGCACUGAGAGUGACAUAAAGGAGGUUCAGCAAGUUCAAGCAUCUGGUAGACCGCUUUGGUACAUCUGCUCAGGUAUGGGAACACAGUGGAAAGGUAUGGGCCUGAGCCUUAUGAAGUUGGAUUUGUUUCGCCAAUCUAUAUUGCGCUCGGACGAGGCUUUGAAGAACACAGGCCUCAAGGUCUCAGACCUGCUUGUGCAAGCAGAUGAGAACACUUUUGAUGACACUGUCCAUGCAUUUGUUGGACUAGCUGCUAUUCAGAUUGCCCAGAUUGAUGUGCUGAAGGCUGCAGGUCUGCAACCUGAUGGGAUCUUGGGCCACUCAGUGGGAGAACUAGCUUGUGGCUAUGCAGAUAACUCCUUAAGUCAUGAAGAAGCCAUUCUCGCUGCUUAUUGGCGGGGACGAUGUGUUAAAGAGGCCAAAUUGGCCCCAGGAGGAAUGGCUGCUGUUGGUCUGACAUGGGAGGAGUGUAAGCAACGCUGUCCUCCAAACGUGGUACCAGCCUGUCACAACUCUGAAGAUACUGUCACUGUUUCGGGGCCUCUGGACUCUGUGAAUGAGUUUGUAGCCAAACUGAAAAAGGAUGGUGUGUUCGCAAAGGAGGUGCGCAGUGCUGGAGUCGCAUUUCAUUCCUACUACAUGGCAUCUAUUGCACCAGUGCUGCUCAGUGCCCUGAAAAAGGUCAUUCCACACCCUAAACCUCGUUCAGCACGGUGGAUCAGUACAUCUAUCCCUGAAUCUCAGUGGCAAAGUGAUCUGGCUAGGAAUUCUUCUGCAGAGUAUCAUGUGAACAACCUAGUGAAUCCAGUGCUGUUCCACGAAGGUCUGAAGCAUAUUCCAGAGAAUGCUGUUGUAGUAGAGAUUGCUCCGCAUGCUCUUUUACAGGCUAUCUUGAGGAGAGCUUUGAAACCAACUUGCACCGUUCUACCUUUGAUGAAGAAAGAGCACAAAAAUAAUUUGGAGUUCUUCCUAACACAGACUGGAAAGAUUCAUUUAACUGGGAUAAAUGUUCUUGGAAAUAACUUGUUCCCACGUGUGGAAUAUCCUGUCCCAGUUGGAACACCCCUUAUUUCCCCACACAUCAAAUGGGACCACAGCCAGGAUUGGGACGUUCCAAAAGCUGCAGACUUUCCAGCAGGUUCCAAAGGCUCUGCAUCUGCUUCAGUCUACAAUAUUGACGUGAGUCCUGACUCUCCUGACCACUACUUGGUUGAUCACUGCAUUGAUGGCAGAGUCCUGUAUCCAGCAACUGGGUACCUAGUACUGGCUUGGAGAACACUGGCACGGUCUCUUGACAUAGCUAUGGAGCAAAUGGCUGUUAUGUUUGAAGAAGUCACAAUUCAUCAGGCAACUAUCCUUCCCAAAAAGGGAUCAGUACAGUUGGAAGUAAGACUCAUGCCUGCUUCCCACUGCUUUGAGGUGUCAGGGAAUGGGAAUCUGGCUGUGAGUGGGAAGAUUUCCCUCCUAGAAAACACUGCUCUGAAGAACUUCCAUAACCAGCCAGUUGACUUUCAGACUCAAGUAGACAUGAGCUCAAAGUCUGGCCUGUUGAAAGAAGACAUUUACCAAGAGCUACAUCUGCGUGGAUAUAAUUACGGACCAGCUUUCCAGGGUGUUCUGGAAUGCAACAGUGAAGCAAGCACAGGGAAAGUUCUGUGGAAUGGGAACUGGGUGACCUUCCUUGACGCCCUGCUGCACAUGAUAAUCUUACCUGAGACUGGGCGCAGUCUGCGCUUACCCACCAGGAUUCGCUCAGUGUGUAUUGACCCAGUGCUGCAUCAAGAGCAGGUGUGCCAAUACCAGGACAAUGUACAAGCUUUUGAUACUGUUGUGGACCGCUGUCUUGAUAGCCUUAAAGCAGGAGGCGUUCAGAUCAGUGGUCUUCAUGCUUCUGUGGCACCACGACGACAGCAGGAACGGAUCCCUCCCACCCUGGAAAAAUUCUGCUUUGUGCCCUAUACUGAGAGUAACUGUUUGUCUUCCAGUGUCCAUCUUCAUGCCUAUCUGGAGCACUGCAAAGAUCUGAUCCAGAACUUAAAGGCUAAGGUGGCGGUGCAUGGGGUCAAAUUAGUCAUCCCUGGACUAGAAACUGCAGUGGCUGCUGCAGAGUCCUCACCCAUACAGAAGGGCCUUCAGCAUAUCCUUGCUGAAAUCUGCCGUCUGGAACUGAAUGGAAACCUGCAUUCUGAGCUGGAACAGAUAGUGACUCAAGAGAAAAUGCACCUCCAGAUUGACCCUCUUCUCAAUGGAUUACUAGAUUCUUCAGAGUUGAAGACUUGCCUGGGUGUGGCAUUGGAGAACAUAGUCAGUCACAGGAUAAAGAUAGUAGAGGCUCUUGCAGGAAAUGGACAUAUGUUCUCUCGUGUCAAAAGUAUUCUGAAUACUCAGCCCCUGUUGCAGGUGGACUACAUUGCCACUGAUCGCAUCCUGGAAACUCUUUCAGCUAAUGAAACAGAGCUACAAGAUGCUGGAGUUUCAUUUAGCCAGUGGGAUCCAUCUAGCCUUCCCUCUGGAAAUCUGACCAAUGCCGACCUAGUGGUAUACAACUGUUCAACAAAUGUUCUAGGGAACACCAGUGAAAUUCUCUCUAAUUUGGCGGCUGCAGUGAAAGAAGGAGGGUUUGUUUUGCUACACACCCUUCUUAAAGGAGAAACUCUUGGAGAAAUCAUCAGUUUCCUCACAAGUCCAGAUCUACAGCAGAAACACAGCUUCCUGAGUGAGGCACAGUGGGAGGGCUUGUUCAGCAAAGCCUCACUGAAUCUGGUUGCCUUGAAGAAGUCAUUCUUUGGCUCUGUUAUUUUCCUGUGUCGCCGGCAAGCCCCUGCCAAAACACCCAUUUUUCUGCCGAUAGAUGAGACCCAUUAUAAGUGGGUUGAAUCCUUAAAGGAGAUCUUGGCUGGCCCAUCGGAGCAGACUGUAUGGUUGACUGCCACCAGUUGUGGGAACUCGGGAAUUUUGGGAAUGGUGAACUGCCUCCGCCUUGAAGCAGAAGGCCACAGAAUCAGGUGUGUGUUUGUUUCCAACUUGAACCCUUCGUCAGCUGUCCCACCCACAAGUCUUUCGUCCCUGGAGAUGCAGAAUAUUGUUCAGAGGGACCUGGUGAUGAAUGUGUAUCGUGAUGGAAAGUGGGGCUCCUUCAGGCAUCUCCCGUUGCAGCAAGCACAACCUCAGGAGUUGACAGAAUAUGCCUAUGUAAAUGUGUUGACUCGUGGAGACCUCUCGUCUCUUCGUUGGAUUGUCUCCCCACUUCGACACUUCCAUGCAACUAAUCCCAAUGUUCAACUCUGCAAAGUCUAUUAUGCAUCUCUUAACUUCCGAGACAUUAUGCUGGCCACAGGAAAGCUUUCUCCAGAUGCUAUCCCUGGUAACUGGGCUUCGCAGCAGUGCAUGCUGGGCAUGGAGUUCGCAGGACGGGACCUGGCUGGAAGAAGGGUGAUGGGAUUGCUGCCAGCAAAAGGGCUGGCUACAGUGGUAGACUGUGACAAGAAGUUUCUGUGGGAGGUGCCUAAAAACUGGACUCUGGAAGAAGCAGCUUCAGUGCCUGUGGUUUAUGCCACUGCUUUUUAUGCUUUGGUGGUUCGAGGUGGUAUAAAGAAGGGUGAGAGUAUCCUUAUUCACUCUGGCUCAGGAGGUGUGGGCCAAGCAGCCAUUGCUAUUGCCCUGAGCAUGGGCUGCCGUGUCUUUGCUACUGUAGGCUCCACUGAGAAACGCGAGUACCUCCAAGCAAGAUUCCCACAGCUGGAUGCUAAUAGCUUUGCCAGCUCCCGAAAUACUAGCUUUGAGCAACAUAUACUGCGAGUUACCAAUGGAAAAGGUGUCAACCUCGUUUUAAAUUCCUUGGCAGAAGAGAAGCUCCAAGCCAGUUUGCGUUGUCUUGCUCAACAUGGGCGCUUUUUGGAAAUAGGCAAAUUCGAUCUGUCUAACAACAGUCAGCUUGGAAUGUCUCUCUUCCUCAAGAAUGUGGCAUUUCAUGGGAUCCUACUAGAUGCAAUCUUUGAGGAGGGAAACCAAGAGUGGGAAGUAGUAUCAGAGUUGUUGAAGAAGGGUAUAAAAGAUGGUGUGGUAAAGCCCCUGAGGAGUACAGUCUUCAAUAAAGAAGAGGUAGAAGCUGCCUUCAGGUUCAUGGCACAAGGAAAACAUAUUGGCAAAGUUAUGAUCAAGGUCCAAGAAGAAGAAAAGGAAUAUCCUUCAAGAAGGUCUGAACCAGUUAAAAUCUCUGCCAUCUCCCGAACCUCCUGUCCACCAACCAAGUCUUACAUCCUCGCAGGGGGCCUAGGAGGAUUUGGGCUUGAGUUGGCACAGUGGCUAGUUGAGAGAGGAGCACAGAAGCUUAUACUCACAUCUCGUUCUGGCAUACGAACUGGCUACCAGGCUAAACGUGUUAGAGAGUGGAAGGCAAUGGGAAUCCAAGUGUUGGUAUCUACUAGGGAUAUUGGAACACUAGAAGGAACACAGCUAUUGAUAGAAGAAGCUUUGCAACUUGGCCCAGUUGGAGGCAUCUUUAAUUUGGCUGUGGUCCUUAGAGAUGGCAUGAUUGAAAAUCAGACACCAGAAUUAUUCUGUGAGGUCAACAAGCCCAAGUAUUCAGGCACCCUUCAUUUGGAUUGGGUGGCUCGCAAGAGGUGUCCCGACCUGGACUAUUUUGUUGUGUUCUCCUCUGUAAGCUGUGGAAGAGGAAAUGCUGGGCAAACUAAUUAUGGCUUUGCCAAUUCUACCAUGGAGCGUAUCUGUGAGCAGCGACAUCAUGAUGGACUCCCAGGCCUGGCAAUCCAAUGGGGAGCCAUUGGUGAUGUGGGUAUCCUUCUGAAGAUAAUGGGAAGCAAAGACGUUGUGGUUGGAGGAACCGUUCCCCAGCAAAUCAGCUCAUGCCUGGAGGUGCUUGAUCUCUUCCUGAAUCAACCUCAUCCUGUCAUGUCCAGUUUUGUCCUAGCAGAGAAGGUCUCCGUGAAAACUGAAGGAGGCAGUCAACGGGAUCUUGCAGAAGCUGUUGCUCACAUCCUGGGUGUCCGUGACGUGAGUAGUCUGAAUGCUGAAAGUUCCUUGGCAGACUUGGGCUUGGAUUCCUUGAUGGGUGUGGAGGUGCGCCAGACACUGGAGAGAGACUAUGACAUCGUUAUGACCAUGAGAGAAAUUCGACUCCUUACAAUCAACAAACUGCGUGAACUUUCUUCCAAGUCCAGGACAGCAGAGGAGCUGAAGCCACCUCAGCUGAUGAAGACAGGCCCAAGUGAACCUCCAAAACUAGAUUUGAACAACUUGUUGGUGAACCCAGAAGGGCCAACGAUCACCCGCCUCAAUGAUGUUCAGAGCACAGAGCGCCCUCUUUUCCUUGUUCACCCCAUUGAAGGCUCCAUUGCAGUUUUCCACACUCUCGCCUCCAGACUUCAUAUGCCCUGCUAUGGGCUCCAGUGCACAAAAGCUGCUCCCUUGGAUAGCAUACAGAGCCUGGCAGCCUAUUACAUUGACUGUAUGAAGCAGAUACAGCCUGAAGGACCUUACCGCAUUGCUGGAUAUUCUUUCGGUGCCUGUGUAGCCUUUGAAAUGUGCUCCCAGCUGCAAGCACAACAAAAUGCUUCCCAUGCACUCAACAGUCUAUUCCUCUUUGAUGGGUCUCAUUCUUUUGUGGCAGCAUACACUCAGAGCUACAGAGCUAAGCUGACCCAAGGAAAUGAGGCUGCAUUGGAGACUGAAGCAUUGUGUGCCUUUGUUCAGCAAUUUACAGGCAUUGAAUACAAUAAGCUGCUGGAGGUUCUUCUGCCCCUGAAAGAUCUGGAGGCUCGUGUGAAAGCUGCUGCAGACAUGAUAACUCAGAUUCAUACAAAUAUCAAUCAUGAAGCACUCAGCUUUGCUGCUGCUUCCUUUUACCGUAAACUGAAGGCUGCUGACAAAUACAUACCAGAGUCCAAGUAUCAUGGGAACGUGACACUGAUGCGGGCAAAGUCUCACAAUGAAUAUGAAGAAGGUCUGGGUGGAGACUACAGACUCUCAGAGGUAUGCGAUGGGAAAGUAUCUGUCCACAUUAUUGAAGGGGAUCACCGCACCUUAUUGGAGGGAGAUGGUGUUGAAUCAAUUAUUGGGAUCAUCCACAGCUCACUGGCAGAGCCACGUGUCAGUGUCAGAGAAGGUUAACUUCUGCUUACUUACUGUCAAUGGUGAAGAAAAUGCCAACAACAUUCCUUGUUAUGACAGACCCCAAGGAACUCUUCCUGUUGUUCAACAUCUCAUCUGCUCUGCUGCCAGAACUGGGAAGUCCAGCUGAACUUGAUUAGUCUUUUUCUCUCUCUUGCUUAUCUUUUCCUUUCCCAACUUUUAUGGGUUGUCUCUCUUCCUUCCUUUACUAGGCUUUGUUUUCCCCUGGUAUCCCUGUCCAUGUUACUCUAGUGCUGUGACUCUGUCACUGUGCACUACUAUGAGGGUUCCUCACCGACGGUUGCUUCCUACACCCUUGGCAGUAUGAAAAACAAAUUUAGUAGAUUUCUUGUGCUCUAUAUUGUUUUGUCUUAACGGUAUUCCAAAGGGUAUGUGAUAGCACUUGUUGACCAAGCCAAGUGAGCAGGGAGGGGAGCUGCAGCUGAUUUCGGAGAUAACUUUUGUCUGUGAAGAAUCUGUCUGUAGUUAGGUCAGAAAGAGGAUUCCAUUGAGGCUUUUGUAACUAUAUUUUUUUAAUUUGAUAUAUUCUAAGUAUUUAUUGUGUCAAACCAGAGACGACUUACUUGGUUUUAAUUUAUCGUGGGUUAUAGGAGAAAAGAAACAUCCCUUUCUGGAGGGAAAGGUUUAUUCUACAAGGGGAGGUUGCCCAUUUGUUAAACCAAAGUGCAUCUUUGGACCAGUCUGGUUUCAUUUGUUUUGUUUUGUUUUUUCUUUUCCUCUUUCUCCCACUGCCUUGCCCUGUUCAGAAAGGAAAAGGUAGAAAGGAGGGUUCUUGCCAGCAUCCACUCUUUUGAGGAGAGAGAGAUAUGGGGGGGAAAGGGUGGAUGGUUUGACAGAUGCUGCUGUGUAUUGAACAGCCUUAACUUGGGCAUGAUAAAAACAGGCAAAGCUGUCCCUCAGCAGGCACUUUGUUUAUACUUGUGCAAGGUUCUGUGCUCUGCUGUAUCAGAACCUUAGUAAAGCAUUAAGACUAUUGCUUUACCUUAUUCCCUCCCACCUCCAGUCUCACUACCCAACCAGACAUUUGGAACAGGGUGGGAAAUAGAAUUCUUCAACAAUAACUGAAUAAAUCCUCCUACCCCUGCUGUCCCAUAACCAAAGCUCAGGCCAACAUAACAAGCAUCUACCCAAAGCCCUGUAUAUUUUAUUUAGCACAGGACUUGCUUAAGCCUCGUGUAUUCAUUUUCCUCUCAGUAAUGAGACUGGAGAUCCCACAUAAGUUAGCUAAGUAAUCAGUUUGAUGGUAUGAUUUUAAGAUAAUACUACCUUUUUAAAGGAAACUUGCAUAAAAUUCAGUUAAAUUUCUUGCCUUUGCUAUGCUGGAUCUGUCCUUUCUGAAAUCAGUAAAUCUUUGCUACACUUAUGAUACAGAGGAGACCUGGGUAGCAACAAAGCACCGACCAGGAGGAGCUAUUGUGCCUCUCGGAACUGCUGUAAAACCCCAGUUCUCUCCAUCUUCAUCCCCCAGUGAAGUAUCCUGUUAGUACAGGAGCAUUCCAGUGACAGGAAUGGGUGUCUCUUCACUGCAGGUUCUGAUCUAGUGUCUUUUGCUUAUACCACCCUCUGUUGAUAGUGGCUGGGUUUACUGGUUUUAGUUUUAUAACAUAUUUCUUUUGUGAAAUCUGAAAUAAAACCAACAUGUCAGCUUAAAGCAUUUCCAAAAUAAGUCUUGUUCUAUUUUUUCUUUUUUUUUCCUUUUUUUAAUACUUUUUCAUCUGAAGAGUAUCUUUUUCUCUUUGGCUUUCCUAGUAUUAAACAGAAUUGAUCACUUGUUGGCUUUUUGUCUUAUUCUCUACCACCAUUUCUUAAUCCUGUGUUUCCUCUGGAAUCUCUAAUUUCUUGGUAUAAAGCAAAAACAGCUGCUGGCACAUCUGAUGUGGAGUCUGUAGAAAUAAUAACAAUAAUAAAGAACACUUAUUAUUCUGGAGCAUGGCUUCUUGUUGCCAUGAUUUUGGUACAUUAGAUACAACCAAACCACACACCCACCAGAUUGAAGUGGAAACUCUCAAAUUCUAAUUCUGGCUCCAUUGUUGCUGUUUUGGACAAGCCAUUAAUGCUACUGCCUCAGUUUCCCCAUCUGUAAAAUGGGACUAAUAGCAUCUACCUCAAGGUCGUUGAGAGUGUUAGAUAGGCAAUGGGUAUAAAUGCUAUUAAGUUGUUAGGUGGUAACUGAAGGAGGGAAGCAGGCAAUGUGUGAGGGUGAGGUGCCUUACAGCUGCAAAGAAGAGUGGCUAUGUUAACUGGGCAUACGUGUAUACUAUGGGACUCAUUAUACCUACUGCAUACUAUCCAUGCACAUCCUAAGCAUAGGAUACUACAUAAAACAAAACAAACGCGGACUGGUUGGUUGGUCUGUUUUAAAUUUAACUAAUGGCAGUUGUAGUGAGCCUGAAAAAAAGAGUUGAAAGAAUCCUACUUGCCUUGGUUUGUAUUGAAAACCUAGAAGGAAAAAGAAGAGUGAUUAAACUUCAGCACAGAAGUGUUGUACCUGCUUGCUUAAAGUGUUUAACAAGUUUGAAUGAGCUAUGUGGAUGGAGCAAGGACUAAUGCUGUUCCAGCUGUCAAAGCAGGAGUUGGACAAGUUCUCUGUAUAAACAUAAACGUGCAUGGUCUCAUCUAAGCAAAGCUUGGAGAUACUGGUUUAGUAAUAGAAGUUCCUCAAGAAUUACUUAUAGCCUAUAUGCUCUCAAUGUUCUUGUGGUUGUUAUUUGAAAAGCAGAAGGCUGUUUUGUUUCUGUUUUUGUUUUUUCCCCAAAUUGUCUAAUUAUGAGCUGCUGCCCUGUAACUCAUUAUGUAACUGGCUGCUGAAUACAGUGUGCCAAAAAUAAAAACCUUAUUAGCACUG